ACCUCCAUGGUUCUCUCAAAUCGUGAAAAGGAGAACUGAGGCCUAAUCAGGUUGUGUUUCCUGAUUGGUCAGAAGUACUUUAGGCAAGUCUAGCGUGUGUCAUUUAUAUUAUACACGCAGUUUGCUGCGCGCGCACAUUACACUGGCUACUGCUCAGCUAGCUUUUUUGGUUCAUCGAUCGAUCGUGUGGGGCUGCUGAAUUUACGGUGCUUGACUGAAGGUUGAUUGAUGUUGAUGUUUCCUUUCUGUCUUUUAUCUUAAUAGCAGAAUUUGGCCUGUUGGUUGACCAAGAAAAUGUUUCCUUUGCUAUCAAUAACUCCAAAUGCUGUUGAUUUAACCUGCUUUGAGUCGCUAGCAGAUGAAGAUGAUGAACACUUAGAAAGAAUCUUUCAUCAACAUCAUUCUACAAUCAAUCAGUAUUAUGUUGAGGAAUACAUAAAUGAUGAUUCACUAGUGCCUGAUCUUCUAAGUCAAGAACACUACCAUGAAAUGAUUCCAGUACUCAAAUCUAUCUAUGAUGGCCCGCUCCAAGAUUUGUUUAAUGAUGGAAGUGAGGAGGAGGUGGAAGAGCAGAAAUAUAAACAGUCAAAUAUAGCAAUCGAAACUCAAGCGUCAGGACAAUUACGUCACCAGCUUGAUGCAGCAGUAACACUGUACAACGUGGAUCAACAACCAAUGUCCAAGACUGAUAAUUCUGGUGAUCAUUCAUUCUGGAGAGCAAAUUAUAAUUCAGAUGUUCUCUUAUUGGAUCUUCUUGAAGGAAAUUCUGGUUCCAUCGGUGGUGAUGAUGAGAGGAUGGUACCUGAAGUGGAGGUUGAACACUAUAAUAUUACCAGGUGUACAGCCAGUUCAGAGGAACAGUUAGUACCAGAUUGGUAUUUUCAAAGUGAGGAAUAAAUAUCACACAUUUACAGAAUUGCUAACAAGUGCUACUGUAAUAUUAUAUAAUACAAUGAUGCUUUAAUGUAAUUACUGCAAGGUAUUUAGAUUUUCAUCAUUUGUUGCCUCAAAAGGCAAAUACUGUACCAACAACCAAAAAAAACACAGGGAAAGAGAAAAUGUUUUGUUUUUUGUACUAUUCAAUUGUGGAUUGGUUAUCACAAUAUGAUGUUAUGGGGUGGGACUACUCCAGCAAGUUUUUGAUCUUGCAAGUUGGAGAACAGUCACUGGCUAAACUUGCUAUCAAAUUUUAUGUGCCAAAUAACUUUUGUAUGUCCGUACUUGAGUUUAAUAUGAAAUCAUCAUGCCUUUAUAUGGGCACAUCACACAAAUUUGUCACAUGAAAUUUGAUAGUGUGACAGAGCUUAAAAAAUGAAAAGAAAGAAGUUCACUAAUCAUAUUUUUGGAUGAUGUCAAUUCAGUAUUUACUUUUUGAAAUGUUCCAGUGUUAUUGAUAUUUUCACACGAAUAGUGAGUAUAAAAAUAAGCUAGAAAGUAUGUAAUGACAUUGAUUCCCAAAGUUGUUACUUUGAUAAUUAAAUAUCUGUGGAGAAAAUAAUAAAGACAUGGACUCUAUAGGAACAAGUACAUUAUAUUCAGAGUUGUUCUAUUAAUGUUAAUUUAUUAAAUUGUGACAUAGGCCUAUUUAUUGAUACAGUAUAUAUUUAGAAAAUGCAAAAUGUCUGAUCUGCUAUAAAAGUUAUAUGAAGCUAGAAGGAUGUAAUUACAGUAUAUGAUUUCUAAGUUGUUACUUUCAGAAUUUCAUGUAUUUGUUGUUUUUUUUUUAUCGUUGAUGUAGUGUAAAUAAAUAUGUGUGGCAAUAUAUUUAUUGAUGAAAUGUAACUUGGUUAUGUACACAAAAAAGAUUUUAUAUUAGUUAUAUAUUGGAAAUUGUUUGUACUUUUAUUUGUAUUGUGGACAUGAUAUUUAUUGAUAAAAUAUAUAUUUAAAACCAAAUAUUUAAAAACUCAGUAGCUUUGCCAAAGUAGGCAUACUUGAUUUAUAAUUGCUUAACUUGACAUAAGAAAUCCAAACUGUAUUAUUUAAUGUUUUGUAUGUAAGCUGUUUCAGAAUUCAUAUUUGGAUUAUUAAAAUAUUGUAAAAGCA
Anneissia japonica is the source of this 2046-nucleotide messenger RNA. RefSeq lists its product as uncharacterized. The record is from RefSeq and is a predicted model, not a curated record. The transcript is spliced from 2 exons. Bases 295 to 897 code for a protein of 200 amino acids. NCBI's taxonomy places the organism in Eukaryota, Metazoa, Echinodermata, Crinoidea, Comatulida, Comatulidae.